GGUUAAGGAGCUAUCAGCGAGUUCAAGCCUGGAAAAAGGUCGUUGGAAUCGUAUGAUAAAUAUACCAGCGCGAUUCGCAAUCCACUUAGUCCAGCUACAGUUAUUACAGACACGAUACACGAUAAGUAUUUUCGGUUGUUCAAAAUGUUCGUAACGCACCAUUUUUCUAUCGACGAAGUGAAUAAUUUGCUUAGUGAGAGUUUCGUUAGGAUUUUUGGCAAUGUGGUAGAACACUUUCCUGCUGCUGCUAUUGGAAUUUUAAAAUGCAGACCUUUUAACAACAGCAAUGCCCUGAUUCAGGCCAUUUGUGACUUUUUGGAUGGCUUAAAAACACAUGAAAAAGAAAAGAUUUUCCAGCUCUAUCCAGACAUCUUAGAUAGCGCCAUAUGCACAUCGCCCAUGAUUUACGAAAAAGAACCAUCAUUUGUUAACAUCGAAGAAAAGAGGAAGCUCCAGGAACUAAAUAGUCGCUAUAAAGACAAAUUCGGCUACCCUUUUAUCACCACCAUCAGCGACGUCAACCACCUCUACUCAGAAAUCCAGUCGAGGAUGGAAAACAACAAGGACGAUGAGUUGCAAAGGACCUUGAGGGAGGUUAAGGCGAUUGUGUAUUUGAGAGUACAGGACAUUGUGAGCUAAGUACGUUUCAAAGACGUUGUGGGACGAGACGAAAACCUGUAACAAGGUUCAGCUGUAUCGAUUGUACACCUUAGAGUACGAAGAAGGUUAAUUUACAUAAGAUUUGAGGUUAUCUACGAAAUAGAGUACUAUUUUCUAAUAUUUAUUCUAAUGAUAUGCUUUAUGAAGAAAGUUUUGCUGUUGUACUAACUUGUUUAAACCUCUAGAUCUAGACGUUCAGUAUCGUUCUACUGGUUCAUCUUUACUUUUUUGACUGAUGUCUUUCAACAUUUUUCUGAUAAGUACUAUAAUAAUGUGAUGUUACUCUUUAUGACAUUAAAUCUUUGAAAUAUACUCCUGCCAUCACAUUUUCUCAUAACGUUUUCUUUUACCUCUUUUUCUUCUUUAAUUAACAAACCAAAAGUUUUUGUAACACAGACUGUACGUAAAAAUACAGUCUUUAAACUGAUAUAUUCUACGAUUGUGUCAACGACCAUUUAUUAGUUCAAAAAAUUACAACAAGACAUUUUUGCUGUCCGUAUUUCUUUAUAUGAACAUAUUUUAAAUAAAAUAUGUAAGUUUGAAUGUAUUUAUUUAUGUAAACAUCGAAUUUCUGUGAUUUGCUACAAAUUCCUGAUCGUAGUUUCAGAUAUUCUUUAAGUAUAUCAGUCUAUAUGCAUAGGUUAUUUUAAGAUAGAUAUUGCGUAUAUGUUCACACUUUUUUAUAUUAAUUUUAAUUAUUUGUACAUAUAUUAUUAGUUUUAGAAAGAUUUGACAUUAUAAAAACCGGUUUUUACUGUACAUAGAUAGUUUUUGUUUUUUUUUUAUAUUCUAAGUAUUAAUUUUUUAUACGAAAAGUAUUGUAAAUAUUUAUAUAAAAUAAAUAACUGAGUUAUA
This is a messenger RNA of Diabrotica balteata, 1515 nucleotides long. Lineage: Eukaryota; Metazoa; Arthropoda; Insecta; Coleoptera; Chrysomelidae. The record is from the annotation of a GenBank genome assembly.